CGGCAACAUCACAAGGAGCUUCUUGGAAACAAAUUCUCACCCGUCUCCCUUACCACGCACUCCGCGCAGCCGACACGGCAAUUUUGCAGCAGCUCUUCCUCGGUGGGGACAAUUUGGCUUUUCUCGGGCACAAGUGCGCAGCAGGGAUGCUAGGCGACUUUUUGCUGGAAUUCAGGUUUUUGCAGAAAGUGCUGCUUGGGGCGGCUGGAUCUCUACCAGGAGCGUGCUCUCCCUCUGUUCUCGAGGACUGGCAGGAGUUCUAUUCUGGGAAUGCACAUGUUUUUCGGUUGUUUGCUUCGAGUGCUGCCGCAUCUGCCGACGACGGAGAUUCGAAAUCCAUGCUGGAACACGUAUUGCGCCAACAAGCCCUGAACGUUCGAGAUUCUUCCGACGUAGCGUCGCAGGAUAAGGACUCACGAGGCAAAAAAACCAACACAGAUUCACCUCCCACCCAAAUCCCCUUAUCCUGGACGAACAAGGACCAGCGGAAAACUGCUUUGGAAACGACGGUCCAGCUCUCCGGCAACAACAGUUGGAUAUGGACCGCGGCGGUUUCCCCGGACUACAAGCACAUCGCCCUCGGGUGCAGCGACGCUUUUGUGCACGUUUUGUCCACGGAAUCCUGGGAGGAGGUGAUCACCCUCGGAAUUACAAACGGGCACACCGGGGAGUUGUCGCACUGUCUGUUUUUGACAGAGAACUUGCUCCUCUCCGUCGCAACUUGCAAACCGUACAAGCCGGACAACGACGUGAUUUUGUGGGAUAUAAGGCGGGGGAACAAGCUUUUCUCCUGGGAAGCGCGAGGGGGUUGCUUUUCUCUGCAGAAAGUGCCGGUGCAGACACAGGAAAGUGGUAUGUUCACUGUUUUGAUGCGGACGGGCGAGUUUUUUGCAGCGUACGAAGUUAACGAUUUGGCGAACCAAAAAGUGAAUGAAGAAGGUGGAGAGAAACCCGCUCGCUUUACCCGCGAACUUGCACAUUGGCAGCUCGGCCGUGGAGGGCUUGGCUGCGACGGCUUUUUUAGCGAGGAUAGAAGCCGACUUUUCGUUGCGACUGGGGUUAAGGCAGAGAUCAGAAUGUGGUGCAUACCGGCAACUAGAAACUACGCUGGAGAAGAUGCGGAAGUUGUGGAGCAAGCAAUUUCUGACCCGUGCUUGAUCCUCAAGUCGCACACGGACAAUGUGGUAGAUUUUCGCUUCCUCGGAAAAACGUACUGUGUGAGCAUCAGCAGCGACUACAGUUUGAAAGUGUGGGCGUUGUUCAAGAUUGACAGUAAAGCAGGAGACAUACAAGGCUCGAGCUCCAGUACUGGAUUUUCCUUCAGUGUCCUUGCAACGGUUCCGAAUCUGCACGGCUCUGGCAUCGAUAUGAUGUCGCUCACCGUUUUUCAGCACGGCGAAGGAUUGUCGACGUCCACCUCCACUUACUCCGUCAUCACUUGUGCAGAUGACAAAACCCUCCGUCUCUACGACAUUUCAAUCGAUGAGGGAAAGAGCACUAAAUCUGGACAAACUACCGGUACAACAAGCGCUGGCAAGGGUUCGGGCAAAGGAAAGAAAUCUACUGGCAGCAAGCAAGCAUCUACUGCGGCCACCACAAAUGCCGAAGCACCAGGCUCUUCUUCUGGAACCGCGAAAGUGAAGCACUGCGCCACUUUAGAAGGGAACGCGAGCACGGUUAAGACAGCCCAGGUGAUGCGCAACAGAUGUUUUUCCUGCUCCGACGACGGUGUCGUGCGCGUUUACCGGUUAGACACAGCGAGGGAAAAUCAUCAGCAGCCUGCUGUGAAGAGGGCGGCUGUUGGUACUAGUUCCGGAGGUGCAGAAGACACCAACUCCAACACCGCAUCGGCAGACAAAGACAAGCGAGCCAAGCUCGGUAAUCUCCCCGCACUCGCGGGACCCGGUGCGGCUGCUGGACCGAGAGUUGGAACUACGAAAGCUUCAUCUUCGUCGACAAGUCCACCUGACGCAGCACCACCGCAAAGCAAGCUUCCAGCCGAAUCCUACCACAAGCCGCACGCAGUCUCGAGCUGCGCAUUUCUCAGCGAAUCGCACGUCGCUUCAGCGGACAUCAUGGGCAGAGUGCGUUUGUGGGACAACCCGUAUUGUCAGACGGUGGUUUGGACGAAGGUUUUGAAAUCAGCGAACGAACUGAACAUGACAGCGGUGAGCUCACUAGCGGUGCUGCCGUCGCCAACUGCAUCCAAUUCGGAUGCACAUCCCACAUCAUCAAGCAGCGGUGGUGGGCUGAAAUCACUCGCCAACACGGCUCUUUUCUGUGCCAUGUUUCGCAUCGUACACGUGUUGCGUGCGAGUGACGGGGUCUGUGUGCUAUCUUGCAGUUUUCCUGAUUGGAUCAACGCCCUUUCCACGUCGGUAAACAAUGGUUCCAGAAUGGAGGUGCCACCUACAACUUCGUCCCAAGCGAUUCUAGCUGGCGGCGACAGCUACGCGGUGGCGUGGGCUUGUCCGAGCAAGGAACUACUAACCGACAUUCUUCUGGAAAAGAAAAAGCGGUUACCGGCGGAUAGCGUGUUGCCCUGGAAAAAGGCACAGUUACCGCCGAAAGUGUCGCAAAGGACCGCGGUGUUGUGUGUUGCGGGGGCGGCAAUUGAAAGAGGGGGCUCUGGAACAAAUCAACCUGAUUUCCUCGUCGCUGCCGGCUCGAACGACAACCAGUGCCGCGUGUGGCUCGGCUCAACGGCGGAUUUGCUGUUCACCGUUUCGACCGCAGACGCGUCCUGGGUGGUGAGUGCUUGUUUUUUGUCAGGACCGCAACAGAACCCGAAGCAGACCGAAGACGCUCUUGUCGCUGACCGAGACAAACCGCAGCAUCAUUCGUACUUGAUCUGCGGCUCCCAAGAAGGGGAGCUAGUGGCGUUCAGAGUCGACACUUCUUCGGGUGAGGCUGGUGGAGCAGACAAGGCAAAAAUCGCGACGAUUGCGCAAACUUCAGCGCUGUUUCCGGGCAGCGCGAACAAACCGACGAUCGCCUGGUGUGAGGCGUGCGAUUUUGACAGCUUCUGCGGACCUGCUGUACAACCAAACGAAGGCCACGAAGAGUAUCUAUUCGCCGUUGCGCUCUCGUCGAAAUUCGUUUACGUUUGUAGUUUAUCAGUUUCUGAUGCUGAAGGAGGCGAUCAAAAAAAUGAGUUCAGAAUAGUCGGGUAUUUCCCCGGCAGCGGGCCGUUCGGGUCCGCGGACGGUAUCGGUGGUCAAGGAACAGUUUGUCGCAAUCGCAUUUGUAUUGGUGACCAGACAGGAGAGCUGUAUUCGCUUCAAACAUCUUGAUACCGAGCGUGUAAUCAAGUCGCGCAGCUGGAACAGGAUUCUGACUAGUCAACGUCCUCGGCUUAGCUAAAGACAUUGGAUGUAAUUGUUCUUGCAUGGGGUCGUGCAGCUGAAAUUGAAU
Messenger RNA from Amoebophrya sp. A120, 3414 nucleotides. The record is from the annotation of a GenBank genome assembly. Lineage: Eukaryota; Dinophyceae; Syndiniales; Amoebophryaceae.